Messenger RNA from Symsagittifera roscoffensis, 3200 nucleotides. RefSeq lists its product as uncharacterized. Bases 45 to 2786 code for a protein of 913 amino acids. The record is from RefSeq and is a predicted model, not a curated record. The transcript is spliced from 8 exons. Lineage: Eukaryota; Metazoa; Xenacoelomorpha; Acoela; Convolutidae.
CAAAUGAUACUUAAUGUGGCCGUGAAAGUUUCAAUUCCGCAGAAAUGAUGGAAAAUGAUCAACAGUUCGCAAGUUCCUUGACUAGGGGGAAAGGGUGUUCGGAAGAUUCUGGUUAUUUAGAUAGCGCUGCGUCAAAAGAACCAGCAAAUACAUCUUCAUCGUCUACGAAUGAAAUCAAUGCUGUAAACAGCUCCGAACAGGCUUGUUCCUCUUCCUCGAGAAGCGAGGAUAUUUAUGGCAAUGGACAACGAAAAAGUUCAAUUUUUGAUGCCAGUAAAUUCCCACCUGGCAGUCCAAUUCAAGUGGAUGACAUGCGCCAAUGGAAAUACCCGUAUGAGUUUAAAUGGACAGAGCCCAGGAAAGCAACAAUUGAUAGUGGGUUUUUGAAAUGGAUACAUUGCAACAAUGUUAUGCACCAAGGAUCCAAUGAAAUCUAUACGAUAGUCGAGCACAUAGAGUUGGAGCAAGAGCACGUGAAUAGUCUCAGCUUCUUACAGCCUGGCUUCGUGAUCGUUUCGGUGGACGGAAAACCGCUUCACAAGCUAGACGAGUCUCCGAUGUUUUGCAGACAGAGGUCUGCUACGUUCAAUUUGGGAGAUCUCCGACCUGGGAUUACCGGUUUUGUUGACUUGUUCUACAUGGAGCCAAUGGACGUGGAAGCCAUAGAUAAGAAAACUUUCCUAGACAACGAUUCUAAGUUUCAUGACGAUAGUGACGUGGAGAGCGCGUGGGAGCAGAUUGCAGACAACAACCUGUCCUACAUCCCCUUUUGCUACAUCACCCUUCUAUCCACCAGUCCGUACUUCGAAAACAACGUCACGAUCCAGGGAUGUGAACAGAACAUGAACAAGUGGCUACUGUCCCAGUUGUUCGCAGAGGACGCUGAAAGCACUGCAGCUAUCGUGGAAGAAGUGACGAGCGGCAAGUUUUACGCGAAUUUCCUCGAGUCGCAAGACGGGUGCAUUAACAGAUCUGUGGUAGAUAAAUUCUCACUGGAUCUCUACCAGAGGGCAAGAGCCGCACUCUUGGCAGAGUCCAUGCUGCGACGAGGUAUGACCAUACGCGAUGUUGCGGGAGUCCAGUCAAGACAUAUUCCGGUCAAGUUGGUCCAGCACUUGAUGCACAAGCAAGUGCGACGCAGCGUCGAUGUGUUCGUGAAUGAAACGUGCCAGAAGUCGCAGAAGUUCGUGCAGUUGUUCAGCGCUUUCUACUCGUUGAUUGUAAUCAGAGUGAACACGGACAACUUCAAAGAGAGCAAUUUGCAGAUUGUGCACGAGUACCUGUCGAAGUUGCAACAUUUUUCGGGCAAGUUUGAGAAACUUCCAAUAUACUUCGUAUUGUUCACCGCGUCGCCCGAAGAUGGGAAUAUGUUGGGGUCCAAUCAGCACAAAGGGAAGGUGCAUGAUGUGCAGACUAAAUUGAGACUUCUGCUGAAGACGGUGGGCAAGCAGAAUUACGUGGAAUUCUUCACAAUCAACUUGGGAUCCAAUUUGUGCUCAGGUGUGGCUAAAUUCAAAAACAAACUGAGUCGAGACAUUGUGGAGCAGGAGUUCUGGUGCCAAUCGGAGUGCCUGGACAUCAGGGGAGAGAAAUGGAACCGAAAAGGAGGAUCCGAGGGAUCCUUCCCCAAAUACCCCCUGAAGUUCCUCGCAUGCAGGGACCUCAUUGUGUCCAAAGCACAGACUGAGUUCGAAAAGAAGCGCCCAUUCUGCAUACCAUUCGAACAGUUCAACGAUUUCAUAAUAAGACGAUCCGAAAUUGAUCAGACGCAAAUAACAGAGGCGCUUCACUAUUUCGAGAACAGUGGCUUCAUUCUUACUGUGAACUUGGCUGGUAGCCAGAACUUGAAGGACAGGUCCAGUUGUCCCAUCUGGGUACUCAUGUACCCGCACCUGGUCUUCAUCAGCCUCUGUACAAUGAUGAAGAAGCUGUCGAAAGUGGCGGAGCGAGAGAGAAGCAACUCACUCCUGGGAUCCUAUGACGAGAAGUCUAUCAUGGCAUACAAGAAACUGGGAGUGGUUGAUCGCAGACUUUGGAAUGAGUUUCUCGUCUCACUCGAGGUGGCACUUGGCUCGCCGCAGAUUCUGGAAUUCCUUGGAAUUUGUCACUUCUCUCCGCCAUCCCAGCACCUGGAACGUGUUCUGCUCAUGUCGCAGAUGAGAAUCAUCAACGUAACUGAGAAGAACUCAGCCCGGAAGUGUUGGUGUUCUAAGAAAGUAGCGAGCGGCGUCGAUCGAGACUUGUCUCUUAAAUCCAACUUCAUUGUGCGCUUCUAUGUCGCCAGUGGAAAGCCGCUGAAUCCCUGGAUCCUGUACCAGAUUAACCAGGCACUCAUAAUGGAGUGUCUUCCCUACUACUCCCUGAACUACUCUUGCUUCGAGUACAACUGCGGGAUGAGCAAUCAGGGUCGAACUAGCAAGUCGUCUUCAAGAAUGGCAUCGCUGCUUUCGUUGAACGGCGAGGCAAGCCUGAACUACGGCAUGAAAGUGAACCCGCUUGGUUGUCAGAUACUGAUCAGCACCGCAGUCAAGUCGUCUAAACUGAGUCCCGCAUCCUCGAUCCGCCAUCUGUUGGCUGGGUUCCAAGGAUUUCUCGUGUUGACUAUUGGGAAAGUUCUCGAGGAAUCUAAGUUCGUGUUGAACGCAGUUCAGCCCUCCACGGACUCAAGAGAUUCACGAGUGCAGUUUGAAGUAUCUCAGACUUGCUCGUGUUGUGAGUCAGACAUGAUGCCGCUUGUAACCCCUCAACCCGCAAUAGUCCCGCCCAACGUCAUGAACGCUUUGUGAAAUACUGAAUGAACAAUUAACUGGGAUUAUUGAAAUACCAUAAACGAAAUUGUCAUUACCUCUUCUAGAUUAUGUCUUAAUGAUCAUACAUACUUCGUGUUUCAUUAUUAUUAAUGACUAAGUUAAGACUGCUGUUUGACAAUUUCGGUGUUGCUGUUUUCUAUCGACCGAAAAUGGUUCUCCCGUUUCUAUUUUAAGCUGUAAUAUUCCAGAUUAAAUGUAUUUGAUUACUAACCGUCAAAAUUUCCCUACGCCCUCGAACCUUGAGAGGCGGUGAUACUUGUAGGAACGCAUACAUCUUACUCUACCGGUUGGGGUUAAGUUGAGUGCAGUUUUUGGCAUUAAUGUAGUUUAGAUUUAAAUGUCAAUAAUUUUACAUCAUAAUUAAUGUUUGAAUUUAAUGUGAAACCCCUA